GGAGCGAGAAGCAAGGAGCGGGGAGUGCUGGUGCCUGUGGGGAAGGGGCCGCCGAGAAGAAGGAGGGGACAGGGCCAGAGCAGGGGUCUGAGGGGCCCCAGUGCGCGGCCGAGGCCCGCCCGCUUGGGUGCAGUGCCCAAUCUAGAGCCGCACCGUCCAGCCUCGAGCCGCCAGGAGGUUACGGGGCCUGGGCCGGGGCUGCGAUCUCCGGGGAGGGGGCGGGCACGCGGGCGGGGCGCGGGGCUGCUGCUGGACUCGGCCCAGCCAGCGCUGAAGAGGAGGAGGAGGAGGGGAAGGAGGCGGAGGGGAGGCGUGAGGUGGCCCCUGCCCACGCCCCUCUCGGGCCCCUCUCGUGCCCUCGGGAGGGGCAGCCCCCCACCCACAUUUCCUGCGCGGGGCGUUUAAAGGACCGAGAAUACGGCCCGCCUGGGUCCGCGUUGUCCUUCCCUGCCCUGCUCUGCCCCGCUCUGUCCUGCCGGCCCGGGCUGGGAUGGAGCCCGCCGCCCCCUGCUCCCGCCCGCUCUGGGCCCUCUGACCCACUGCUCGCCCACCGGUCCGCCGCGUUCCCCCGGCUGUCAGUCGGUCUGUGUCCCCAGGGCCAUGGGGGCUGUGAGGCCGCUGACUGUCGGGCUGCUCCCGUUACUGCUGCUGCUGCUGAGCUCCUCGUGUGGCUUGAUCUCUGGAGAAGUGUGCCCGAGUAUGGACAUUCGGAAUAACCUCACACAGUUGAACAUGUUGGAGCACUGUUCUGUGAUUGAGGGCAACUUGCAGAUACUGCUUAUGUUUAAGACAAAGCCUGAAGAUUUCCGGGACCUCAGUUUCCCCAAACUUACCAUGAUCACAGAGUACUUACUGCUCUUUCGAGUAUAUGGACUUGAGAGCCUCAAGGACCUUUUCCCUAACUUGACAGUCAUUCGUGGAUCUCGCCUCUUUUUCAAUUAUGCCCUGGUCAUCUUCGAGAUGGUCCACCUCAAGGAGAUUGGCCUCCACAGCCUGAUGAACAUCACCCGUGGGGCUGUGCGCAUCGAGAAGAAUAAUGAGCUGUGUUACUUGUCAACCAUCGAUUGGUCUCAGAUUCUAGACUCAGUGGAAGACAACUAUAUUGUGGAUAACAAAGAUGACAAGGAAGAAUGUGGGGAUGUCUGCCCAGGCGCAGUGAAGGGAGUCAACAGCUGCAAGUCUACAGUGAUCAAUGGCCAGUUUAUUGAGCGGUGCUGGACUCACAACCAUUGUCAGAAAGUGUGUCCACCCUCAUGUAAGUGGCAGGGCUGCACGGCAAGUGGACAGUGUUGCCACAGUGAAUGUCUGGGGAACUGCUCGGAGCCCAAUGACCCUGAGAAGUGUGUGGCCUGCCGAAACUUCUAUCUGGAUGGCAAGUGUGUGGAGACUUGCCCUCCAAACUAUUACCACUUCCAGGACUGGAGAUGUGUGAACUUCAGCGUCUGCCAGGAGCUCCACAACAAGUGCAAAAAUUCCCGGAAGCCAUCGUGCCCCCAGUAUGUCAUCCACAACAACAAGUGUAUCCCUGAAUGUCCCUCUGGCUAUACCAUGAACUCUACCAACCUGCAUUGUACUCCCUGCUCGGGUCCCUGUCCAAAGGUCUGCAACAUCGAGGCUGACCGGACCAUCGACUCGGUGCAUGCUGCUCAGGCCCUGCGAGGGUGCACCGUCAUCAAUGGGAGCCUAGUCAUAAACAUCCGUGGUGGCAACAACAUAGCAGCUGAACUCGAAGCCAAUUUGGGUUUGAUUGAAGAGAUCACGGGGUACCUUAAGAUCCGCCGUUCCUACGCCUUAGUAUCCCUCUCCUUCUUCCGGAAGCUGCACCUCAUUCGGGGAGAGUCUCUGGAAAUCGGGAACUACUCCUUCUAUGCCCUGGAUAAUCAGAACUUAAGACAGCUAUGGGACUGGAGCAAACACAACCUCACCAUCGCCAAAGGGAAGCUCUUCUUCCACUAUAACCCCAAACUCUGCCUGUCUGAAAUCCACAGAAUGGAAGAAGUUUCUGGCACAAAGGGUCGGCAGGAGAAGAAUGAUAUUGCGUUGAAGACCAAUGGUGACCAAGCUUCUUGUGAAAACGAGCGGCUCAAGUUUUCUUCCAUCAGAACCACUCAUGACAAGAUCUUAUUGAGGUGGGAGCCUUAUUGGCCUCCUGAUUUCCGAGACCUCUUGGGAUUCAUGCUGUUUUACAAAGAAGCGCCUUACCAGAAUGUGACUGAGUUCGAUGGCCAGGAUGCCUGCGGGUCCAAUAGCUGGACAGUGGUUGAUGUUGAGCCCCCAGUGAGAUCGAAUGAUCCCAAGACACAGAAUCAACACCCAGGAUGGUUGAUGCGAAACCUGAAGCCAUGGACCCAGUACGCCAUAUUUGUGAAGACUCUAGUCACUUUCUCUGAUGAACGGAGAACAUAUGGUGCCAAAAGUGAAAUAAUUUAUGUCCAGACCAAUGCCACUGUUCCUUCAGUCCCAUUAGACCCAAUAUCCGUUUCCAAUUCUUCAUCCCAGAUCAUUUUAAAGUGGAAACCACCCUCUGAGCCAAAUGGUAAUAUUACGCACUACUUAGUGCACUGGGAGAGGCAAGCCGAAGACAUCGAGCUCUAUGAACUUGAUUACUGCCAUAAGGGGUUAAAGCUGCCAUCCAGGACCUGGUCUCCUCCGUUUGAGUCUGAAGAUUCUCAAAAACACAAUCAGAGCAACCAUGAGGACCCCAAUGGCGAGUGUUGCUCUUGCCCAAAGACUGACUCCCAGAUCUUGAAGGAACUGGAAGAAUCUUCCUUUAGAAAGAUGUUUGAAAAUUACCUCCACAACGAGGUUUUCAUCCCCAGAAAAGCAUCCUCAGGGAAUGGCGCUGACGACUCUAGGCCGGCGAGGAGGCGAAGGGAUCUCCGGGUUCGCGUGGCAAACAUGACCGUGGUGACACCCACGGAGUCCUCCUUCUCGAACACCUCUUCCACCACGGCGCCGGCCAGCACGGAGGAGCCCAAGCCCUUCGAGAAGGUGAAAUCUAAGGAGUCCCUGGUCAUUUCUGGCCUUCAGCAUUUUACUGGCUACAGGAUCGAGCUCCAGGCAUGCAACCAUGACGAGCAAGAGUCCAGGUGUAGCCUUGCCGCGUAUGUCAGCGCGAGAACCAUGCCUGAAGCCAAGGCUGAUGAUAUUGUCGGGGCAGUGAUCCAUGAGGUGCUUGAGAACAACGUUGUCCAUCUGCGGUGGCAGGAGCCCAAACAUCCCAAUGGCCUUAUUAUUCUCUAUGAAGUCAAUUACUGGCGCGUUGGAGACACUGAGGAACUGCAUCUCUGUGUUUCCCGCAAACGUUAUGCCAAUGAACAAGGCUGCAGAUUCCGAGUUCUCCAGCCAGGCAACUACACCGUUCGCAUCCGAGCUACCUCUUUGGCGGGAAAUGGUUCGUGGACUGAACAUACCUACUUCUACGUUGCAGAUUAUUUAGAUGUCCCAUCGAAUAUUGCAAAAAUUGUCAUCGGCCCAGUCAUCAUUAUCAUUUUCUUGAUCAGCGUGGUUGUAGUUCUUUAUGUCGUUGUGAAGAAGAGGCAAACGGAAGGACCGACGGGCCCCCUGUUCGCCUCUUCCAAUCCAGAAUACCUCAGUGCCAGUGAUGUUUAUGUACCAGACGAGUGGGAAGUCGCUCGAGAGAAAAUCAGCCUCCUCCGUGAGCUUGGCCAAGGCUCUUUUGGCAUGGUGUAUGAGGGCAAUGCCAAGGAUAUUGUCAAGGGGGAGGCCGAGACCCGCGUGGCCGUGAAGACCGUGAAUGAGUCUGCCAGCCUCCGGGAACGUAUUGAGUUUCUGAACGAGGCCUCCGUCAUGAAGGGCUUCAGCUGCCAUCAUGUGGUCCGCCUCCUGGGGGUGGUCUCCAAAGGGCAGCCCACCCUGGUGGUCAUGGAGCUGAUGGUGCACGGGGACCUGAAGAGUUACCUCCGCUCCCUGAGGCCAGAUGCAGAGAACAACCCUGGUCGUCCUCCUCCCAGCCUCCGGGAGAUCAUACAGAUGGCUGUGGAGAUCGCCGAUGGCAUGGCCUAUUUGAAUGCCAAGAAAUUUGUUCACAGGGACCUCGCUGCCCGAAAUUGUAUGGUUGCCGAAGACUUUACUGUAAAGAUAGGAGACUUUGGGAUGACCAGAGACAUCUAUGAGACAGAUUAUUAUCGAAAAGGGGGCAAGGGUUUGCUCCCAGUGAGGUGGAUGGCGCCAGAAUCUUUAAAAGAUGGUGUCUUUACUACCUAUUCGGACGUGUGGUCCUUUGGUGUGGUCCUGUGGGAGAUCAGCAGCCUGGCUGAACAGCCUUACCAAGGCCUGUCCAAUGAGCAGGUCCUGAAGUUUGUAAUGGAUGGAGGGUACCUGGACCAACCUGAUAAUUGUCCAGAGAGAGUGAACAGCCUAAUGCAGAUGUGCUGGCAGUACAACCCCAAGAUGCGCCCCACCUUCCUUGAGAUCAUCGAGAUGCUAAAGGAUGACCUUCAUCCCAGCUUCCGGGAGGUCUCCUUUUUUUACAGUGAGGAAAACAAGCCUCCUGAGAGCGAGGAGUUUGAGAUGGACUUUGAAAACAUGGAGAGCAUCCCCCUGGACCCUUCUUCUUACUCGCAGAGGGAUGAGGUCCUGGGGAGGGACAAUGGGCCAUCGCUGGGCCUUAAGGGGAACUAUGAGGAGCGGAUACCUUAUACCCACAUGAAUGGGGGCAAGAAGAACGGACGCAUCCUCUCCUUGCCACGGUCAAACCCUUCCUAACGUUUCCCUCUUGGGGAUGAGUGUUUCGGGCUCCCCCUGGGGCUUUGAUGUUCUCACCGGAUGGACGGCCUGCCCCGCUCCGGGAAAUCUCAGGAUUCCUCUGAUUGCUGCCACCGUGUGACUGACACACGACUCAGACCCUCCCCUCCUUCCCAUUUCUCCCCCUUCUCGAUUCUGUGCAGUCGGCCCAGUGAUUCCGGCCACGUUCUUUCUGUCAUACCUGGCUGUCUGUGGACCUCACUGUGAAACCCGUGUCCUGGGGCUGCCGGCCUUCUGGUCACCACCUCGCAAACGGGAAGCUCCGAGAGAAGUUGGCUGGCCGUGUUUGUGAGCACAGGACAUUUUUGCCAGGGUCCAGGUUUCUUCGAGGAAAGCCCUUGUUUGUGGGGGGGAAAAACUUUCAAAAAUGGGGGCAGGGGGAGCCAACCAACCAAACCACAAACGACCCAUACUCAAAUCCUUUUCCAGCAAAAUUCCAGGCUUUUCAGGAUGCUCCCCAGAAAACGUUUUUGUUUAAGACUGAAACAUUUUUUAAGAAAAAAAAAAACACAAAUCAGUUAUGUUAGUUCCUCAGAUUGACCAAUAGCUGCUGCUCUCACACUUUUUCAUGGGUCUCAAGCCCUUGAUUGUGUGCGCUUGUGUGUAUGUGUGCCCGUGUGAGUGUGCACACGUGUGUCUGUGUUGUGUCUGUACUUCCAGCGUGUCUCCCUCAGUGUAUACACAUCAAUGGAAGACUCUUUUAUCAUUCUCACAGGGGCUUUGGACUCCUUAGGGGCAUGUGCCUCUUUCUCCUCCUCUAGUUUGUGGGGGUGACUGUGCCCCCAAACCAAUGGUUUUUUUUUAUGAGACCGUCAUGCUUAUCCCUUCCCUCUCUCACUUUCUCGUUUAUGUUUGGAGAUUGCGUUUUCCGGGAGCCAGGAUCUCUGGGGGUAUAAGUGGAGAAAAGUGGGGUUCAACUUGAAGCUGGGGAUCCUUUCAAGACCAAAAAAAAAGCCAGGAAAAAAGUCAGUUGGGUGGAGAUCUCCAGCUCUCUCCUUCCCUUACCCCCGGCCAUGGCAACCUAGAACACACCUUUGUUGGGUUUAGACAUAUUUAAUUUUUUAAAGUUUUAAACAUUAACUUCAUCUAAAUUAUUGACUGUUUUUGAUUCUUAGGUUUGGGCUUUUUUGGUCUGUGUUCUGCAGGUGUGGUUUCUGUGGUCUGAGAGUGAACUGAUUUUAGCUGAUCACAAGCCAAGGAGCCAAGAGGCAUAAGUUGACUUUGUACUUGAUGAGGCUUUAGAGAUAGGUUCCUGAUUUAUUUCAUUUGUGUGUGUGUGCGUGUAUGUACGUGUGUGUGUGUAUGUGUGCCAAGAGCUGUGAGCUGAAGCCUCAGUAGGGGCAGGUGUGAUAGACACAGAUCUCCUCUCUCUUCUCUCACUCCUCCUUCUGCUCUCUUCAUCGUCCCUUCUCCUUUUCAUCUCUUAGUGUUCCCUCUCUCCUAGCCUUUCCUCCCUUCUUUUUCCUCCUCUUAUCUCCUUUUGCUCCCUCUUAUUCUUUCUUGUUCAUUUUCUUCUCCCCCUGCUUCACUCUCCAUUUUUCCUGCUCCUGGACCCAUCUCCCCUUUUCCUCCUUCUUGGAUGCUCUCAAAUAUCCCUUUCAUUCCCAUAUCUGUCCAGCUUUCUCUCUCUCUAUUGUGUGUUUUCCAUAAAUGCUAGAGGAAAAGUAUAUAAAUGCAGGAGGAAAGCCCUCCCGGCCCAAAUACUCUGAAAAAACAACAUAGACCCUCAUUAACAAGUGUCUGUAGAGAGCAUCUGAAGACAGAUGUUCUAUCCUGACCUGUGUCUUCUCUGCAGGGCAGAUGGGGAGAAGCGGUAGCUUCCAAGGCUCUCCCAGAUGGUGACUUGCUCCCUGGCAAAGGCUUCGCCUUUGACCAGCGCAGCUCCAUCUUGACCUGGAGCUGGGCAAAGGUAGAGCCUGCUGGGUGGAUGGUGAGGAGUGAAAUACAGGCCUUAAUGUCCAUGUAUUGUGGUUUAUCUAUGGCCCUUAAACCAUAGCUGUUCCUCAUUGGGUAACUAUGGCAACUCGGAGCAGAUACCAUAAUCCAGUUUCUCAGAAGGUUGCUCCCAUCGAUCGCCCCUGAGGUUGUGGUGGCAUCUGCUCUCCCUUGACCACGCUCCCUUGCUUGCCCACUCGUUCUCAGGUGUUCCGUGGCCUGCAGGCUUCCGGAUGCUGCUUCUCCCUUCCCAAAAUUGUGAUUAAGAACAGGAUUGAGAAGUAAUAAUGAUCUCCCCUCCAGCCUCAUAACUUCUUGGUCAGGGAUACAAGUGAAAAAGAAAUCUGGACUAUGCACGGGGGAUUCCCCCUUGUACAGACAGCAUGAAAGUGGUAGUCCUUGAAAGAUUGUAGUGGGUUUGAUUGGGCAAAAGUGCAAAUGGAAGAGGGCAUGCACUCAAAAGUCACCCUGAGGAGAUCGAGGUAGGGCUUUGUGUUUUCCCUAGUAGCCUGUAGGUAGUAGUGAGUGGCUCAACACUACAUUAUCAGGAAAGAAGAGAGAUGUAUUCUCACAUUUUUUCUAAUUCAGAAAGGUUUUCUUAUUAGGAAAAUAAAAUUUAUUUAUUUUAAUAUAAUAUAAAUCACUGUAAAAAUUUGUUUUCUUAAGAAAUCAAAAAGUGUGUCAAUUUUUAUUGCUGAAAAAUUUGCAGGAGGAUGCAGUGUGAUGAUGUUUUUUCCUCUUCUGUCACAGUCUACCUCAGUCUUGUAAGGAUGUCUUCAAUGAGGGAUGGGUUUGGACUGGAAGCAGCUUUGUCUGGCGCCAGUUUGAACCAGAAUGAUUAAUGUCAGUGGAUGGCAAUGCUGGGGACCUACAGGAGCCAGUGUGGGCAGACUCAGUUAGAAAGAUGUGGUCCCUCCUCAUGUGAUCUAAUGAGUGGAAUAGGGACCCCCAUAUGUGUUGUUCCCCCAUUCCUCUUCUAACCUUUCCCCCAACCCCGUUAUAAAAUAGAAUACCAUUUCAGAAUCGCCAUAAUUUUUUACCUUGCCAUAUGGCUCUAGUCCAUGCUGUUUCUCCCAGGGAGACUCAGUAAGAGAUUGCCAUCUGAAAUGAAGCAUCCAUGUCUCUCCUAGUUCCUACCCUCAGGAAUGGAUCCAAUUCUUCCGUCAGAACUUUGUGGUCUCAGCCACCUGUUAGAGCCUCAUGAGUACAAAUCUGUUGUUUGGUUUGGUCAUUUGGGGGGAAGUCUUCACGGGGGAGGGAGGGUGCAGAACUUACAAAGGUUGAGCUAUUGCCAUUGUUUAAAAAAAAAUGUGUACUUUCCCCAUUUGGGCCCCCAGGUGCACUUGGUGCUGGACCUCUACUCAAAUGUACAACAUGAAUUUUUUUUUCCAUCUUAUUCUUUGGAUGGAAGAAAUGCAAUUAAAAAUGCUAAUUUUUACAAUGCAGCAUAUAUUCAAAGAAAAAAAGAGGAAACUGGCACAGCCUGGAUUGGCUAUUAAGAGACCUUAAUCUGACCUCUCUUGCCCCUCUAAAACACAGGACUCAGACUGUUCAUUGGAGCAGGGUGACCAUGUUCUGGGUUUAGCCUGUGAGGGCUGGGAAGCUCAAUACUAAUAGGAGUCUCUAUACUCCACGGGCAUCAUAAAGUGCCAAAAUCAUUAACAGCUUGUUUUUUUUUUUUCCUUUCCCUAGUAUUUUACUGUGCACAACAGAAUUGCUUCAAUCUGUCUCUCUCUUUCUUGAGUUGUGCAUGUAUGUGCUUGCACAUUGUGGAUAUAUGUAGCAAGGCUUGGUUAAUGCAGAUCUGUGAGGGAGAAGCUUAUUAAUGGAGUGAAGAGUAGGCAGAAAUCUUGCAGAAAGCCAGUGUUUGCAUCUUGUUGAGUGUGAACCUUUGGUCCUUGAGUGUGAACCCUUGGUCCUUGAGUGUGAACCCUUGGUCCUUGAGUGUGAACCCUUGGUCCUUGAGUAACCGGUGUGACAGCUACGUGGGUAGCUUCAGUGAUAAGACUAAAUCGGUGCUUCGGAUGACCAGCUGUGGCUGAGACAACCCCAAGUUUGGUGUAGGUGUAGGGAAGAGGCAGUCCACUUAGCUUUAACCUUCAUCUGGCUGUGAACAGGGAGAAUCCUAGGGAAAAAUUAUUUCAUCUGUCAAAAAAACAGAAUUUUCUCUUCUUGGAUCUGAAGGUUCCAACAAGAAUGGGGAAGGGGAUCUAAGAACUGUGUUUGGAGGAGGUCAUGGGCUUGGAUGUGCCUCUGAUGAGAUGUCCAGGCAGGGGACAGAGGAGGGGGGAGAAGAAGCAGGAGUGGGAAGGGAAUUGUGCUUCGGCUGUAUUCUCUCCCUAAGUCUCAGUGCCUAACUGGGUGACAGCUGGUAGACUUCAGCCUUAAACAGUUAUUGUCCUCCGAUCUCAGCAUUCUACUGCAUUCUCUCUCAGCUAACUUGGCCGUAUUCAGCUGAGCUCGGCUGUGGAAAGCUUUGGCCUCUAAUAGUGUGUGUGGGAAGCAGAUUUACAGGGAUUCUUGAGCUCUGAUGGCCAGCUGGCUCGUUUAGUUUCUGAAAGGAGGGACUAAAGUUAACAAGUUUCCCUCAGGAUAGGAGAAAGACAACUUUGAAAGAUCCCUGAGACCAACUGAUUAUGGAGACUUCUGUCAUUCUUCCUCAAUGAGUUCUGGGCCGUAAAUAUUCUUGGAUAGGGUUUCUCAGAGGCUUUGGUGAGCGGUGAAGAGAAGACUUCAUCUUCCUGCUCCUUCGGGGGCCCAGCCCCAGUCACCUUGUACCAAAUCCGGCCGAACUAAACCUCAGCCAGGUUCUUAUUCCAGAUGCUUUGGAAUUCAGCUGGAGAAAGACGUGACGCUUUAGGGGAUGAUAAGAUUCAUUACAACUUUCUAUAUAUUUCAGUUAGAACUGGUCUCUCUUGCUUGGCUCUCCCUAACUCUGGUGACUCGGAACCCUGAGUCCUUUGUUAUUUUUCCAGUGUUUGAUUGUAUCUGUAUAAUUAAGACUCCCGUGGAAAGGCCCAAGAAAAAGAUGGGAUGGCUUCAAAGUGAAAAUCAGUUUUUGCAUUUUGAGUUGCUCAACAGCCCUUUAUUCCAGUGGGAGGAGAGCCAGCCCUGGCUGCAGAGGGAGGCUUCUUUGGCCAAAGUAGCUGGGAAGGAAGAAGAGGCUGAAUUCUGCUCUUCUGGUCAUCCCCAGGUUAGCUCUGAAGUCUGCCUUACUCAGACUUUCAUUAAGUCAGCAGUGAAUGCAACAGAGUGGGAACUGGGAACGGGGAUUCCACGCUGCCUACAAAACAGGCUCCCUUUGGCCUUAGCAGGAGAGUAGCUUUCCAGUCUAGUUAGAAUGUAUCGUGGGCCUCCCUGCCUUAGUAGAUGGGUCCCACAGGCUGCACUUACCAUUCCCAGCUAUGGCCGUUGUGGGCUACCUAGCAUCUGUCUGCUCCCCGAAAGUCUUGGGCCAUACUUCUCCCUUUUGGGAGAUUUCCCAGGCUUUCUUGCCAAUGGAUGACUGCGUCUGUCUUUCAUAAAACUCGGCAUUAUAUAUGCUGAGAAUGCAUUGGUUUCUUGUGGGAAAUAAUUUUCAAUGGUACCACUCACCUUUCCCCAAAUUAUCCAGGGUCUCUAAGUUCAGGGAGAAGAAGGAAGAGGAGAUGAUGGUACAGCUUAAGAGUUAGAGCAAUGGUUUGUGAAGGGGCCAAAUCUGGAAAGAGUACUCAGUGGGGUUUGACUUGGGGCCAUUAAAAGGUGAACCAGGCUCCCAGUUGCCUCAGGAGUUCCUGAGAAGAGUCUAGAAUGUGCUAGUUCCUCUUGCAGAUGCCUCCAGCUUGACAAUAAUGUGUAAAAAGGAUCAAAUGUGCCAUGGUUUAGAAAAAAAAUUAAAAAAACUAAGAAAAAACUGAGAAAAACAAAACAAAAAAAAGCUUGAUUACUUUUUUCAAUGUUUUCAUACAAAGAGCCAAGCAGUGACAUGUACAGAGAUGCCUUUGAAUAUAUAAAAAAAAAUCUUGCUGUGUGUAAACCAUUGAACAAUUAACUGUUUAUAUUAAAAUUCUGAAUAAAUUAUCGGAGAAUCA
Messenger RNA from Antechinus flavipes (yellow-footed antechinus), 10772 nucleotides. It is a transcript of the gene INSR, whose product is annotated as insulin receptor. NCBI's taxonomy places the organism in Eukaryota, Metazoa, Chordata, Mammalia, Dasyuromorphia, Dasyuridae. Gene Ontology annotation, molecular function: ATP binding; phosphatidylinositol 3-kinase binding; insulin receptor substrate binding. The transcript is spliced from 22 exons. The record is from RefSeq and is a predicted model, not a curated record. Gene Ontology annotation, cellular component: membrane; insulin receptor complex; axon. The coding region runs from base 601 to 4728 and encodes 1375 amino acids. Gene Ontology annotation, biological process: positive regulation of kinase activity; multicellular organism development; positive regulation of phosphatidylinositol 3-kinase/protein kinase B signal transduction.